CUCAAACUAUCAUGGUUUUAUGGUUGCUUACCAGUCUGCUGCUGGAGGUUGUUGCCGUUGCAGGUGUAGCCCUGGACCCCUGCUCUGCCUACAUCAGCCUGAAUGAACCGUGGAGGAACACAGACUACCACGUCAACCAGUCCUCCAGCGGGCCCCUGUGUGACAGCCACGUGUCUGGAGAAUGGUACCGCUUCACAGGCAUGGCCGGGGACGCCAUGCCCACCUUCUGCGUCUCUGAGAAUCACUGCGGCACACACGCUCCCAUCUGGCUCAACGGCAGCCACCCACAACCCCAGGAGGGCAUCGUCACCCUGCCUGUGUGUGCCAGCUUCAACGACAACUGCUGCCAGUGGAAUGCCAGUGUGGACGUGAAGGCCUGCAGCGGAGGGUACUUUGUAUAUCGCCUGCCCAGACCCUCUGUCUGCUUCCACGUUUACUGUGGCCAUUUCUAUGACAUCUGUGAUGAGGUGGACUGUGUAGGUCCCACAUGUCCCAAGUCUGACUGUCUCUGUACACCUGGAUUUGUCCUGGGACCGGACAGACAGACAUGCCUGGAUGUAAAUGAGUGUGAGAAGGGCAACAGUGGCUGUGCAGAGGUGUGUGUGAACACCAAAGGCUCCAGACGCUGUGAGUGUGUGCCGGGCCGUGUGCUGGACAAGGACGGACACAGCUGCAGAGAGAUAGCCGGCUGUCAUGUUAACAAUGGAGGCUGCAGCCAUGGCUGCUCCUCACUGAUGGACUCCUAUCAGUGCCAUUGUCCCAGAGGGCUGGAGCUGGGGGAGGAUAAACGCACAUGUCAGGUGCCAGUCCAGUGUGAUUCCGGCUCUAUAGUUGUGUCAGUUCCUAAGGACCUGGUCGAAGGCCUGGAGCUCACCCUGUCCAACUCGUCUUGUCGAGGUGUCUCCAAUGGCACCCACAUAAACCUCAGCUUCAGCCUCAAGACCUGCGGCACGGUGGUGGAGGUGACAGAUGACAAGAUUGUGGGGACCAACCUGGUGACGGGCCUCCCGAGGAACAGCCCAGGCAGCAGCAGGGACUUGAUCGUCCGCACCAGCAAGUUACUGCUCCCGGUCACCUGCGAGUUCCCCAGGGAAUACCAAGUGUCGGACGGAUACCAGGCCAGUCAGCGCAGCUCGGCCCUGGAGCUGGCAGGCCACAGCAAGGGAGUCUUCCCCUUCUCCCUGGAGCUCUUCAAGAGUGCAGAGUUCUCGGAGCCCUACCAAACCCCGCCCCAGCUUCGCCUGCACGACUCCCUGUUCUUCGGGGUGGAGCCGAGGGAGAGAGUGGAGGGCCUCUCUGCACUGGUGGAGAGCUGCUUCGCCACACCAGGGCCAAACGCUGACCAGGCCCUCAAGUAUUACCUCAUCAAAGACGGGUGUAUCUCUGAUGAAACUGUGACACAGUACUCAUCAAAGGACCAGCUCUCUAAGCACUACCAGGUCCCCGUCUUCAAGUUUGUUGGCAAGGACAACAAACAAGUGUUCCUCCACUGCCAGGUGUUGGUAUGCGGGGCGGGGGACUCCCACUGCUCUCAGCGUUGCCGGGGGCGCGUCCGCCGCCAGGCUCGUACCAAACCUCAGGAGAAACACACACUGAGUGGAGGCCCCAUCUUCAUCCUGCCUGAUCCGUGAUGCUAACAUGUCACCAUCAACACGCACAG
Notothenia coriiceps (black rockcod) is the source of this 1660-nucleotide messenger RNA. It is a transcript of the gene oit3, whose product is annotated as oncoprotein induced transcript 3. The record is from RefSeq and is a predicted model, not a curated record. Bases 12 to 1631 code for a protein of 539 amino acids. Lineage: Eukaryota; Metazoa; Chordata; Actinopteri; Perciformes; Nototheniidae. The transcript has 9 exons. Gene Ontology annotation, molecular function: calcium ion binding.